AUGAGGGACACAGGUAUCAGCACGCCGAUCCUGAAAGACUUGUCGAAGAUAGAAGGGAAUCAUCAUGUGCAUCGCGUAUCAACAUCAGAUGUGAAGAACCGAAAUUUGGAAGUCAUUUUACAGAAUGGAGUAGCCGGAGGUGUCGCAGGCUGCGCUGCCAAAACUAUUGUCGCGCCAUUGGAAAGGAUCAGAAUUCUCUUUCAGACCUCCCAUUCUCAUUUUGUGCAAUAUUCGACCCGCUGGGAUGGUUUAAUUAAAGCCGCCGGAGAAAUUCGAACGUCAUAUGGUAUACCUGCGCUUUUCAAAGGCCACUCGGCAACCCUAGUUCGUGUAUUUCCAUAUGCGGGUAUCAAUUUUGUCGCCUAUGAACAAUUCCGAGCAGCAAUUAUCCCAUGUCCCGAGAAAGAAGCACCGUGGCGACGAUUUUUGUGCGGCAGUUUGGCCGGUGCAACCUCUACUUUAGUCACAUAUCCUCUUGAUUUGAUCCGAACACGUCUUGCCUUCGAAACAGUGCAAAAAAAUCCCUCGUCGUGGCUUAAAAUCUCUCAGAAGAUUUACUAUGAAGGGAGCAGCGGGAGCUUGUUCAAUCUCUAUCGAGGAAUUGCCCCGACUAUGCUAGGCAUACUUCCGUAUGCGGGCACGUCAUUCCUCACUCACGAUCUACUUAAAGACUGGCUUCGCUCGCCGGCCCUUGCGCCCUAUACUCUAGAAGCACAAUCUUCUACUCGACUGACCGCAGUUGCGCAGCUCUCCUGUGGCGCUGUGGCCGGCAUAGUCGCGCAAACAGUUUCUUACCCUAUCGAUAUCGUUCGACGACGAAUGCAAGUCGGAACUGUCGCCGAUACCAAGAUGGGCAUUUUGGAGACAGCCCAACGGAUCUUUUUGGAAAGGGGAGUGAGAGGUUUUUAUGUUGGGCUGACCAUUGGCUAUGUGAAAAUGGCGCCCAUGGUGGCCACGAGUUUCUAUGUGUAUGAUAGGAUGAAGCGAUUUCUGGGCCUUAUCGAGUAG
This is a messenger RNA of Penicillium coprophilum, 1008 nucleotides long. RefSeq lists its product as uncharacterized. Bases 1 to 1008 code for a protein of 335 amino acids. The record is from RefSeq and is a predicted model, not a curated record. Gene Ontology annotation, cellular component: mitochondrial inner membrane. NCBI's taxonomy places the organism in Eukaryota, Fungi, Ascomycota, Eurotiomycetes, Eurotiales, Aspergillaceae. The transcript has 2 exons. Gene Ontology annotation, biological process: transmembrane transport.